Molecule: messenger RNA, 1158 nt
Organism: Pseudocercospora fijiensis CIRAD86
Lineage: Eukaryota; Fungi; Ascomycota; Dothideomycetes; Mycosphaerellales; Mycosphaerellaceae
Exons: 1
Coding region: 1-1158 (385 amino acids)
Source: RefSeq, a predicted model, not a curated record
AUGGCGCACACUGGGGCAGGCACCCAACAAGAUCCCUAUGUCAUCGAAGACGACGACAUCCUCUUCGAGGCGCUGGCGCCUCUCAAAUCGCUUCCACCUGCCAACAGCCCCCAAGCUCGCGGCGUCUCUCCUGGCGGCACCCACUCCACCUCAUCUCCUGGAGUCAUCUCAGCCCGUGCGCUCCCAAACUCUGGCGCUGUGCUCGAUAUGCGUGAGCCAUGUCGCCAGCUUUUCGACCUCCCGCAGGAAAUGGUGGACAUGAUCUUCAACUUCGCAUACCCGACUGUCGAAAACUUCCGCAUCAAAAGCUUCAGGCGGUGGGAGUCAGAUCAUAAAUUCGCCAAAGAGAUCUCUCAAGCAUUCCGAAACUCUCACAAGUCCUCCAUCAAGGCAUAUCCAGGCCACAAAAUCAACGACUUCCUCGGUGUCAAUAAAGCAUUCUUCUACGCAGCAGCAUCGGCAUAUAUUCGCAACCAGACCUGGGAACUCUCAGCCGUAGCAGACGCUGUCAAAAUUCUCGACUUCUCGUGCACAACCCUGGUCUCCAGACCCUCAUUCCUGUCCCGACAUAUCGAAACGCUCACGGUGUGUCACGCCACAUCAGACCUCGUUGUGCGACAGAGUGGUACAGAUGCAUUUCCCGCUUUGAAAAGCAUCGAAUACCGUCCCGGCACAUACACCGUGCAACUAAACGGAGCGCGUGCGGUUAGAGACAUUUUCACCGACGAAGAACUCGCCGCGACCAUGGCGUUCCAAACUUUGAAAAAAGUCCGAGGCCUCACCAAAUUCUCUGUCAUCGCCGACGCACCUCCUCCUUGGCAGGAUGCCGUGGUUUCAGGGGUCUGGGAAGCGAAUAUGAGGAGAAUGGAAGUCCUGCUUCGGCCGAUUGUCACGCAGCCGAAAGUUAUGACGAGGCAGAUGGCUUCUUCCGAUGUCGUCACGCUUGGAUGCUGUCAGCCUUCCGACCUGGCUAUUCUGGGCACGCUGAUGAGGAAGGAGAGCCCGAGGAAGGCAGGGGAACAGUUUCGUGAGGAUGUUCUUGAGCGUACGGAUGCUGUGGUUGUGGAUGCGUUUAUCAAGGAUCCGGCUGGUUUUGUUGCUUGGGCGAGGGAGGUGAAGCGGGCGAAGGAUACCAAGUCGGCGGCAAUGUCAGGUUGA